Strongylus vulgaris is the source of this 234-nucleotide messenger RNA. Lineage: Eukaryota; Metazoa; Nematoda; Chromadorea; Rhabditida; Strongylidae. The record is from the annotation of a GenBank genome assembly.
AUGUCCAGGGAAGGAGUAAUAGACGAAGAUGAGCUAUCAGUCAGAAUAAGGUUGGCCUGGCUGCAGUGGAGCUUGACAGGCGUCCUCUAUGACAAACGAAUGCCUUGCAUUGCCGUUCACGGAUGUACUGUGAUCUGUUCAACAGUAUCGUAUGGUGGCAAAUAUUGGCCAAGCAUCCGGAAAGAAGAGAAGGUCCACGGAGAUAAGGAUGCUGCGAUGGACCUUAGCUCAUAA